Molecule: messenger RNA, 1760 nt
Organism: Culex pipiens pallens (northern house mosquito)
Lineage: Eukaryota; Metazoa; Arthropoda; Insecta; Diptera; Culicidae
Product: galectin-6-like
Exons: 1
Coding region: 259-1485 (408 amino acids)
Molecular function (GO): galactoside binding; carbohydrate binding
Source: RefSeq, a predicted model, not a curated record
CAGAGAGUGUACAGCAUGAUACGCAAACAAACCACCCAAUAAAAACAGAAGCAAAAGUAACCCCACAAACCAAAGUAUUAAAAGUCAGAUCACACAUUACUACCGUUUCGAGCUGUGUGCCUGCACUGUGUGUGUUGGUUUGGUUAGUUUUGCAAAUUGCAUUAUCAAAUGAAUGGAGCUCCACAACCGUAGUGGUGGUGUGUAAGGUUUCGCGUGUGUGGGAAAUGCCCUCCCCACUGUCGCUGCUGCUUGAACUAGAUGGCAGUACUCGCUUAUCUGCUGCUCAGUGUUGGUGAAGAGCUGGUUGAAGUGUCCCAGGUAUUGCUGCGCUCGGGUGGUUCCUUCUCGGAAUGUAAAGCUCACCUGUGGGACCGGAGACGAGAGCAGCUAUUCCAGUACUAUAUCGCUCAGUACGAGGCCGUAGAAAAGAAGACUGCAUCAACGAUGUCUACCGAAUCGAUAGACAGCUGCGACUAUGCGUAUCAGGAGGACUUUGAGGGGCCGAAUUCGCCCGGAUCGGUGAGCUUGGACAAGAGCAACUCAACGACGGAGGUGGCUUAUUUGCUGGAGAACAUCACAGAAGUCUCGCCAGGGUUGAGCUUCCUGAUAAGUGGCAAUAUUCUGCUGACGUGCGAACGAUUUUCGAUCAAUUUGAUGCUCAAAAACUCCGACUUGGCGUUGCAUUUCAACCCACGACUGCCGCAGAACUACAUCGUCCGAAAUUGCCGCGUCAAGGGCGUUUGGGGGAAGGAGGAGGUGGCCUCGCCGCUGUCGUUCAAUCUACACCGUGGCAAGAAGUUCAAGGUUCACAUCCUGGUUACGGACAAGGAGUUUCUGAUGUGUGUCAACGAUCGGCACUUCAACUCCUUCAAGCAUCGACUGCCUUACAAGAAGAUCUGCGCGCUGGAGGUAAAAGGCGACGUCAAAGAUGUCAACGUCGAGCAGCUGUACACGGAAAGGUAUCCGGACAUCCAACUGGACGCAAUCAAACAAAUCUCCCGCGAACAGUUCGUGCUUGCUCCCCUGUCGGACGCCACAAACCACUUCAAACUGAUGCCUUACACGGGUCGGCUGGAGCAGCCGUUCACCAACGGGAAGAAUCUCCACAUUCGAGGCCGCAUAAAACUUCUGCCCCACUCGUUCUUCGUGAAUCUCCAAACGAAUCACCUGGUGUGGCCUCACCCCAACAUCCCGUUCCAUCUGAAUCCACGCUUUGGCAACGUCGGCGGCAAGCACGUCAUCUGCCGGAACUCGUGGACCAACGGCAAGUGGGACCGCGAGGAACGGUCGGAGAACAUUACCGACUUUAUGCCCGGCAAGACGUUCCAUCUUAAAAUCGCCUGCACCGACAUCAGCUACCAGGUCUAUCUGAACGAGAAGCUCAUCGCGGAGUUCAUCUUUCGGGACAACCCGGCGCUGGUCGAGACCGUGUACAUUCAGGGCGACAUUAAGGUGUUUGAUGUGGUGUUGGAAUCGGCUUAUUGAACCACACUCCCCCAGAAAUCAAUUAAUACUAGUAAGGCUUUAAACGAAGAACAAUAAUUCAUUGGUGGAAUCUAUUUACUCUCUAGGUUGUAGGCUUGCGCAGCUUUGUGCGCUGUUUUGUUUUUCUCCUGCGCAACAACUAACAAUUAACCACAAAUUUGUUCGAUGUCAUUAGUGUACUAGAAGAAUUUGCUGUACUGAUGAGAAUGUUAAAUAGGCAUUGUGUUAUGCAGAAAUACAGAAAUAUUAUUGCAACGCAAAAAAAGCAAAAUCAA